Molecule: messenger RNA, 1776 nt
Organism: Symbiodinium natans
Lineage: Eukaryota; Dinophyceae; Suessiales; Symbiodiniaceae
Source: the annotation of a GenBank genome assembly
AUGCACCCCAGGAAGCUUCAUCAUAAGUUAUACAAUGAAGUUGCAGUGCCUGGGGUCGGAAUGCAGAUGCGCAAAUACCUUAAUUACUUGACCCUCAAGAGCCUACAUUUUCUUGCAUGUCUCGUCACUUUGUCCAUCCGAGACCUUUCCGAGCCAUCCAUGCAGUCGUAUAACUUUGGUGGUGCAAGAGGUCUCGUGCUUGGCAGGGUUGGGAUUUCGGAGCAAGUAAGAAUCGCGGGCCACAGGGAAGCACGGCAACUUCCGGUAAGGAUUGUGUUUAUAUGGAGCAUGCCACAGCAUUCUGUGCUCGAGACGACAGCUUCCACCACCCAAAGCGAUUCCAGUGAGACAGUGAGACCUUUGUGGGCCAUGGCUUCUAAGCUUGCGGUUCCAGUGGAGCAUGUGGACUUGGAGACGGCCUCCACGGAAGAUGGGCUGUCAGAGCCCGAGAAGAUUCCGGCGGAGCAGGGUUCAGGCAAAGGCAGCGAAAGGACAUCUGGCUUGGCGGGUCUCUUCCGCCCGGGAGGCGUGUUGCCGUCGGCCAUCUGCUUGAGCAAAGCAGGCAUUGGCGCUGGCAUUUUGUCCAUUUCCGUACAUGCCGCCGAAGUCGGUGCCGUCUACCAGCUGGGCUGUCUGCUGAUCGGUGCAGUGCUGACUGUGGCAAGCAUCCGUAUGAUCUCCGUGGCUUCCGUAGAGACCAAGUCGUGGAGCUUCGAGGAUCUUUGUGAGAGCCUCUUCCACCCUUCGAUGUCCUUCAUCACGGGCUUCAUGAACACCUGCAACUGCCUUGGUGCUGCGGCGGGAUACCUCAUCGUUUGCGGCCAGGUCUUCGUGGUGAUCUUCGACGCGGACCAGCAUGCGCGCAACAUCUUCGUGGUCUUGGUGGGGAUCUUCGUGUGCUGUCCCAUGGCCCUCGCCCGAGAUAUCGGCUUCAUGCGGCACCUGGCGGCCCUGAGCGUAGCUGCUUUGGCGUUUCUGGUGAUCGUGGUGGGAAGCUACCUGGGCCAGUCCGGCAUCAACGAGAGCAUCACGCCGGAGACCUUCCUUUUUGGCCCCGGCCACGCUACGAUGCUGAGCUACAUGGGGGCCAUCAACAAUAUGGUCUUCGCCUACAACAACCAGUUCAAUGUGCCACAGCUCACUGGAGAAAUCACACCGGAGCCGUCGGUGAAGCGGAUGAUGCGUGUGGCCUUGCUGAGCUCUGGCCUCAGCUUCGUGCUGUACGCCACCGUGUCCAUCCUGGGAGUCUUGGCUUUUGGCGUGGCAGAGGGUCAGAAGGACUCCUUGAUUUUGGACCUGAUGCCCGUGAGGAAGCAAGUCUUGGUGGUCAUCUCUUUGGCCUCGGUGAUGUACAGCGUACUCACUUGCUUCCAGUUUCACAUCUACCCCGUGCGGCAGUUCCUGGCCUAUGCCGUACGGAAGGUCCGGGGCCGCGAGGCCGACGCCGAGGCGACGGAUGUGGUGGUCUACGGCCGGUCCGCGACCCGGUGGUACGACAUCUUCUGUGCCCUCGCCUCUGUGGCCUUGGUGGUGCUGGUGGCUGUGGUCAUCACAAGUCUGAAGGAGAUGCUGGACUUCAUCGGAGCCUUCGCCUCGGCUUACAUCUCCUUCAUCGUGCCACCCUUGUGGAUCCUGGCGCUCCGUCGCAGGGACACGAAGGGCUUCUCCUGGUUCACUAGAGAGAUCCUCCUGACCCUGGCCUUCCUGGCUCUGGGCAUCUUCCUCUUUGUCUUCGGCACUUACACGGCCAUGAAGCAGAUUCUUGGAUUCGCCUGA